This is a messenger RNA of Cercopithifilaria johnstoni, 942 nucleotides long. The record is from the annotation of a GenBank genome assembly. NCBI's taxonomy places the organism in Eukaryota, Metazoa, Nematoda, Chromadorea, Rhabditida, Onchocercidae.
AUGUGUAGCUUGUUGCGACAGUAUAAAUGGAGUCCAUUGGUGCAAUCCUUUGGAGUCUCUUCAUGUCCUAUUCCACUGUCAUUCGAAAAAUUUGGCAUUGAAAUAGAAACUGUAUACCAAAUAUCACCAGUUGUCAUUUUACAUGGAUUAUUUGGACAGAAAACGAAUUGGAAAUCGAUUGCAAAUAAUCUGCAUCAUCGUUUACGAACUGCUGUAUUUACAUUGGACCUGCGGAAUCAUGGUAAUUCCCCAUGGCAUCCUACAAUGACUUAUGCUGAAAUGGCAAAUGAUGUGCGCUAUUUUAUUGACGAAAUAGUACCGCAACAAAUAGGAGAAUUUUCAAAAGUUCAUCUUCUUGGCCAUUCAAUGGGCGGCAAAAUAGCUAUGCGUGUUGCUUUGAUGAAGGAUAGCGAUAUACGGCUGAAAUCACUUGUUGUAGAAGAUAUAGCUCCGAAAGCAUAUAAUUCUGCGGCAUCUUUCUCAAGAAUUAUCGAAGCUAUGAAAUCUCUUGAUUUGACUUGUGAUCGUGCUGAAAUUGAACAAAAGUUGGCAGUAACAGUUACCGAUAGAACGACGCGACUAUUUCUGUUAAUGAAUUUGGUACCGAAAGAUCAGCACACAUAUAGUUGGCGGAUAAAUUUAGAUUCCAUCGGACGUUAUAUCGGACAAAUUUGUGGUAGCUGUGGUGUAGAGAAUAAUAAAAUAUAUAAUGGGAGGUGCUUGUUUGUUUCAGGCGGUGUUUCAGACUAUGUUAUGCCAAGUGAUUAUCCUCUAAUUUUGAAACAGUUCCCAAAUACACAAUUUUCUGUGAUUCCUAAUGCGGGGCAUUGGGUUCAUGCCGAAAAAUCCAAUGAAUUUACAGAUAUUGUUACUAAGUUUAUUCUUUCUGUUGAAAAACCUGAAGCAGGAGAAAGAUUUGAUAAGAUAAGCAAAGAAAAGUAA